Manihot esculenta (cassava) is the source of this 1000-nucleotide messenger RNA. RefSeq lists its product as uncharacterized. The transcript has 2 exons. The record is from RefSeq and is a predicted model, not a curated record. NCBI's taxonomy places the organism in Eukaryota, Viridiplantae, Streptophyta, Magnoliopsida, Malpighiales, Euphorbiaceae. Bases 91 to 852 code for a protein of 253 amino acids.
AUAGACGCACGCACGCAUCUCCAUUUAGUCCUCACAAACUUCAUCUUUCUCUAUCUCUGAUCUCUCUCUAAACUCUCUCCUCUGCUGUAUAUGGCAGCUGAUGUGAGCUCUCUACUUAGGAUUCUGUCUGGUUACAAGGAUGAUCGGACGGUUGCUAAUGAAAUUGUUGCUGGAAAAUCAACGGCUCUGAUUACCAGGGAUUUGCUUGGUGGUGGUGUCGAGGCUUCUGCAAAGGAUGAGCCUCAAGAGUUGGACCUUGACUUGCGAGUGCCUACUGGCUGGGAAAAGCGCCUCGACUUGAAGUCAGGAAAGGUUUAUUUACAGAGAUGCAAUUCAUCAAAUUCAGUCUCACCUUCACCUUCACCUUCAUCAUCAUCAGAUCUCAGGCAACAAACCAAUCAAACAGUGGCAAAGCUUCAAGAUUUGAACUUCCCACCAUCACCUUCCAAGAUGAAACUAAAUCUUUUUGAUGAAAGCGACUUAGAACUAAAGUUAGUCUCAUCAUUAUCAAUAGCAAAAACUACUUCAUCAUCACCGACAACCAAAUAUCAAAGCGUGUGCACUCUAGAUAAAGUGAAGUAUGCACUUGAAAGAGCAGAGAAAGGACCAAUGAAGAAGAGAUCAACACUGUGGAAAUCACCACUAUCACCAUCGUAUUCAUCAUCAUCAUCUUCCAUUCGAGAAGAGGAAAAUGAAGAGAACCCAGUAUCUGAACCGGUAGCAGCAGGCUGCCCGGGCUGCUUGUCUUAUGUGUUGAUAUUGAAAAACAAUCCAAAAUGUCCCAGGUGCAAUUCGGUUGUUCCAGUUCCAACGGUAAAGAAGCCUAGGCUUGAUCUCAACAUUUCAAUUUGAGAUUUGAUGUUUCGUGAUUUUGUAAAUGAUAGGUGGAAUUUAGUGGCUCAGAGAAUAGCACCGUAGGCAAAGAAUUAGAAAUUACUGUUAUUUUUUUUUUAAUGUCUUUCAUUCGCCUGGCAGAUAGUAAAUUUAUGCAUUUUAGACA